UUAUUUGAUUAUAUAGACGCUUCGCCUCUGCAUGCAGACACACUCAUCAAAACAGAUUACUCUUUCAAAUUCAAUGAACAUACACUUUUAGGGCCUCUUGAUCGUUGAACAGUCCUCUUCUAGACGACGCUAUUUUGCUUUGCUCACAAAAUCACGUGACGGCACUCUCUCAUCCCAUUGGCUCAAAUGGAGAUACGACGAAACAAAAUGUGUCGAAAUUAAUGCUUAUGGAGUUUCGACAGUUGUACUCUCUUCUUUUUUAAUCUGAUUUGGACAUGCGACAAGUGGGUUCUGGAUAUCUCAACAAAUACUGUACUUAAAGUCUUCAUACUUAUUGGAGACACAGUGCCUAGGAAAUUGAGUGCAUCAGUGGUUUUAUCUCAAAUUUCAUGAAAAGUGGACAUACGACACUUGUACUCUGAGCCGACGAUGUAUAAUCGUAAAGCUUGUUCAGUUGUCUUGCUUUCUAUGAAACAUCUAUUAACCUGUAUUGAAAAGAAAUCGAGAUCUUUCAGAUUAGAGAAGGUGGGGUUUCGGAGGUAAAAUUAUAGAGAACAUGGCUGUCACAGUUUGGUGACUUUCAAAGCUUGAUAGCCCUUGGAAACUGUAAAUUUACCUUUUCUAAGCCUUUAAUCAACGUUUGUAGUAAAGGCCACACAGAAAAGCGUAUGUCAAUUGACAUGAAAAGUGUUGAGCCGAAACAAAAACAAAAAUUCAAUCAGAUUUGCCAAAUGGGAAGAUGACUGCUGUUUUCUUUUAUUUCAUUAACUUGGCGAGCUCCUGAUUUCACAACUAUGCCCCAUCUUCACAGCAGGGAAGUGGUGAAAAUGUUUUCAACUUGAGCAAUUAGUUUCUCGCCGUCACGGGAGCUUCAACGCGAAGCAUAAUUCCGCUUUCUGUUUUGGUUUUGCUAUCAACCAGGAUUUAAAUUUAGCUAUAAGAAAUUCCAUGUACACCAUAGCUUACUCAGUUCUAAAAACGCUUCCAGUCCAUUCGCCACCAUUCCUUGCCCGACUGCGAACUAACCGCGCGUCCCUUCUGGAGACAAAGAACCAGUAGAUCACCAACAUGGCGCUCCCCCAGAGUUCCGUAGGGUCAUCAUCUGUAUUGUUCGCCUUCCUUAUCGUCAGUGGCUUCUUGAACCCAGCAAACUCUGAGUACUGCCCUAAUCCGACCAACGAAUACAAGAGCACCAUCAUCCCGUUUACAGUACCUGUCGCCCUCUCAACGUCUUCGUCGUUCACGUGGUGGGCCAGGAGUUACAAUAAGGAUCUUGUGACGUGUUAUACAGAUAACGAGACUUGCACAAAAACUACUGACUUUGAGAACAUCAUCACCGGCAGUUUCAGUACAUCUCCCUCGUCCAAAAGACUACAGCUAGACGUCUCUGAAGUGAACAGAGUAUAUCCUUUUGAUAUGGAGACAGAAUGGCGGUUAUUUGACGCCAGUAGACAGACAAUCUACAGCUGUUAUCUUAUCGUUUAUAAAAAACCUUCGGAUGUGUAUUGUAACAAGCCACUUUUCUCGAUAGACAACUCCUCCCUCUCAUUGACGUGUCAUACGGUCGGAGUGUACCCACAAGGUCUGUGUCAGUUCUACCGGAGAUCAUCGCCCGAGGGAGCAGAAAAUCCCCUUGACAACACCCGAGUGCAGUACUCUCAUGAUAUCUACAAUCCUUCCCCUGGGGAGCGCUACAGUACGACAUGUACCCAGACUGUCCCUCUAUCUAGUCUCGAGGCCGGUGCUAUCACAUUUACAGUCAACAUGUAUCCAGGGUUUACAGGAAGUAACACGAGUUACGGUGAAAGACUUUCCCCUCCUGUAGGCAUCAGAUUGGCGUACCCAAAUGUGACUAUAACGUCCUGCCCUGUGGUCAUAGAUAUGGCAGACAACUUCAAGAGUGACUACAUCAGAGAGGGAGCGUGGUUCACAUGUCAGUGUAAUCUCGAACAUCCUGGUAACCCUACAGGGACAAUCGUCUGGUUAAACAGUACUGGACACACCGUGUCUACAGAAAAUAUGUUGCCCAUGGCCUCUGAUCACGUGAUAAGUCACCCAGUCUUCACCAUCAACGGAAAAAUGAGAGAUGACAAAAUCGUCCCCGGAGACAACGUUACCGUCACUUGCAGCGACACUGGGGUGAUUGGUGAACACAUUGACUUGUUGUGCAUUAACAACAGAGUCAGUAUAAACCAAGAUGACGAGGAUAAGAUUGAGUUUUUGUCUGUCAGGACAGCUGAUAAUGGCACGGUUUGUGUCUGUAAGUGGACGUCAACACUGGGUUGUCUACUUCAGGGGACUAAAUCUUUAACAGUAACAAGUGACGACAGAGAUUCUGAAUUAACUUUUGCUGCCCUGGGCGUGCUUUGUCGUGUUCUGGCGGUGGCUGUGAUCAUCGCUGUCUUGGUCAUCAGACGUCGAAGAAAUGGAUACACAAGAAUGGACGUUCCGGCGGCAAAGGAGAAAACAAGAACCACACACCAGUACGUGAACGUCAACACAGACAAGGCCUACUUAGACAGAUCGUCUGCGGGGCAAGUCAUGAGAGCCAACGUCAAUCUCCUGUUGUUAAACUCUUCAAAUACUUGUCAACUUGUGACCAGCCGCUCAUAUGACCUUAUGCAGUUGCGAGUGUCGUAAAAAAAGAGCGUUGUGCUACAGCAUCGAAUCAGACAAAAAUUUUAUUUUAUUCGAAACAGUUUCAUUUGCCGUCAGUUUAAUGGUUUAUUUUUAUAAAUGUGUGUACCUCUGAUUCACAAAGUGUGAUAUUUCUGGUUAAAACUUUAGUGUCAUGUAUUUGCAGUAGCCCUUUUUACAUGUGAAGAGGCAGUAUUUUUUGGGACAGGAUUUGCAGAAAUUAUAAAUCGGUGAUUUCUUUCUUUUCUAGUUUUGCCUCCAGAUCUCCCAGCCUACACAUUUUGUUGUUUUUCUUUAACCUUUCCCUUUCUCGGAGAUGGUGUGCACCUCUUCUUUAGCUCAGUCUAGGACUGUCUGUACAUGAUUUAGACCUUCAACGAAUACCCAUUGUUAGGGUGAGGGUUGCACAUUGCCAGAUGAACAUCACUGCGAAACACCCCACAAAAAUAAUUUGAUGUUGUGACGGUUCUACACAGAUUAUUAUUUUUGUGAUGUGAAAUGGCUGCGUUCUUCAACAAAGAUUUUAUGGAUAUUAUCUGCCAAUGUAUCUGCUGCGCCCGAGUCUGGUUUCACCUACAUGGCGGAAAAUGCUAAGUGUCAUCAUGUAAGGCAAAUCAAUUCGAACCAUGCCAGGCAGUAUGUUUGUAAGUUCUAGUUAGGCCCAGUUUUUGGAUUUUUUUAAACCCCCGAUCAGACACUUAACAGUGGGUACUCGAAUGAAAUUUAAACAGAAUAAGGUGCUAGUCAUACUGUUGAAAACAAGCAACUUCCAAUUGCAGUUUUGACAAUAUAGUAAUAUAAAGCAAGCAUAAUUCAGGUCUUUCCAGGUCGCUCACACGCAUGACAAUUGUGCAGCGUCACAUGUGUGAACUGAAAACAUUCCGAUUUCCCUGAAAAAGAAAAAAAAAUACACAUGAAAAAACACCCAAGCUAUCUGUAGUUAUGCCAUCCAUGAUGACUGCAGGCACUUCUGACAAUUUUUAAAUCGAUCAACUUCUUGUGCAAGUUGUAUCUGUUGUCUUUUGAAUCUGAAAGCUAAAGAGAAUAAUUAUGUUUGUGUAUGUUUUUGUUUUUAUUUUGAACUGCACUGAUAAACAACAAAUAUUAUCUAUUUGAAAAGAGUGGGUUUUUUAAAAAUACAAUGCUAUAUUGUGAUCUCAUGUUGUGUAUCUUUGAGCAUAAAACGCAUUUGCAAAUUAUUCUUGUCCAAGCGAGCUUUUUAGGGACAAAUCCUAGGGUGUUAUUUCUUGCGUCCGCAGAGCAAUUUUACUAUUUAUAUGUUUCUUAUGUCAUGUUUGCUCAGGAAAUAGAUGGUGUUCUCUGGCAGAUUGUUGUAAACUUUACAUCAAAGUUCAUUAAGUCAAUUGCGUUAUUUGUGAAAAGGAAACUUGAAACUUCGAUUUGUCUCAUCCAGUCUUCAAUACAGUAAUGGGUUGACUCUA
Messenger RNA from Aplysia californica (California sea hare), 4079 nucleotides. RefSeq lists its product as uncharacterized. The transcript is spliced from 10 exons. The record is from RefSeq and is a predicted model, not a curated record. NCBI's taxonomy places the organism in Eukaryota, Metazoa, Mollusca, Gastropoda, Aplysiida, Aplysiidae. Bases 1069 to 2640 code for a protein of 523 amino acids.